CCAGAGCUCCCCGUUUGAGAUUGUUUAUCUGGAUGAAACUUUUUUAUCAAAUUGCGAUAACUUUGUUUAAGUUCUUCUAGUGUAGAGUUCUGAUUACAUUGCAAAACUGCAUAGUAAUCUAGUUCACUAUUGAUGCGGUUUUCUAUUCCUGAAGUGUCUUCAUUGGCCAUAUAUCACUAACUUCUUAGAUAACAUCAUGAACUAUCCAAUAUUUAUAAUAUAUUUUCUUUUUCACGGAUCUUUCGCAGAUUUACCUUUAGUUGUUAAUACAUGGGGCUUUCAAAAUGCAACUAGAGCAGCCUGGAAAGUUCUAGCAUUCGGGGAAACAAAACAACUGGAUCUAGCCGUAGAUGCGCUUGCUGCAGGUUGUAAAACGUGCCAAGAUGAGAGAUGCGAUACUACCGUUGGAUACGGUGGUUCACCCGAUGAAAAUGGAGAAACUGCCCUAGACGCCAUGAUAUUUGAUGGGGAUACCAUCAAUAUGGGAGCAGUAGGAGGUCUGCGAAGAAUUAAAAACGCAAUAUUUGUCGCUAAAUAUGUUCUGGAAAACACCGAACAUUCCCUCUUAGUGGGAAGUUUAGCUACUAGUUUUUCCAAGAAUCUGGGUUUUGAAGAAGAAUCGCUAGCGACAAACUAUUCGUUGAAUCAAUGGGAAAGCUGGAAGCAAGAAAAGUGCCAACCUAAUUUUUGGAAGAAUGUCUCACCUGAUUCUAAAACAUCUUGUGGACCUUAUACACCCAUAGAAAGUGAUUUCGAAAAUCAAAUUUUUAAAGAAAUACCUAGUGUAUAUGACUCUACAAAUCAUGAUACAAUUGGAAUGAUAGUAAUGACUGGAAAAGGUCGUAUAGUGGCAGGUACUUCCACCAAUGGAGCUAAAUUUAAAAUACCUGGGAGAGUUGGUGAUUCCCCGAUACCUGGUGCUGGAGCCUAUGCUGAUAGCGCAGUUGGAGCUGCUGUAGCAACUGGUGAUGGUGACAUUAUGAUGAGAUUUCUACCUAGUUUUCUAGCAGUUGAAAAACUAAGGGACGGCGCAUCUCCCAGCAAAGCUGCUAUCAUAGCGAUAGCAAGAAUAGCUGAGAAAUACAGAACGUUCUUCGGAGGUAUAGUGGUGGUUGAUAAAAAAGGCAACGUUGGAGCUGCCUGCAACGGUAUGGAUAAAUUUCCUUUCACCAUAGCCAAUAACAAAUACCCUGAAGGGAUCAUUAAAUAUAUUGUAAAUUGUACUAAUUAUGAAGAUUAAAUUGUAUUGUAAUAUAGGAACUAUUUUAGAUACAA
Molecule: messenger RNA, 1275 nt
Organism: Diabrotica virgifera virgifera (western corn rootworm)
Lineage: Eukaryota; Metazoa; Arthropoda; Insecta; Coleoptera; Chrysomelidae
Product: N(4)-(Beta-N-acetylglucosaminyl)-L-asparaginase
Exons: 7
Coding region: 197-1240 (347 amino acids)
Biological process (GO): protein deglycosylation
Cellular component (GO): lysosome
Molecular function (GO): N4-(beta-N-acetylglucosaminyl)-L-asparaginase activity
Source: RefSeq, a predicted model, not a curated record